This is a messenger RNA of Jaculus jaculus (lesser Egyptian jerboa), 5468 nucleotides long. It is a transcript of the gene Ube4b, whose product is annotated as ubiquitination factor E4B. The record is from RefSeq and is a predicted model, not a curated record. The transcript is spliced from 28 exons. Gene Ontology annotation, cellular component: cytoplasm; ubiquitin ligase complex; nucleus. Gene Ontology annotation, molecular function: ubiquitin-ubiquitin ligase activity. NCBI's taxonomy places the organism in Eukaryota, Metazoa, Chordata, Mammalia, Rodentia, Dipodidae. Gene Ontology annotation, biological process: protein polyubiquitination. Bases 316 to 4248 code for a protein of 1310 amino acids.
GGAGCGGGCUUGCACGGGACGCGAGCAGCUGCAGGAGUCUGGGGAGGUUGGAGAUCCCGAAGCCAAGGCGGUUCGGUGCCUCGUGGUCGUCUUCUCUUUGAACCUCUGACUAUGCAGUUCUGAGACCUCCCCCAGCCGGGGGAUCAGACAGCCCGGGAGACACACGGUGUACGCCUUCCCCACGCUCCUCGCUCCCGCCCCGCUCUCCAGAGCUGAAGGAUCUCUCUCUCUCUCUCUCUCUCUCUCUCUCUCUCUCUCUCUCUCUCUCUCUCUCUCUCUCCCCCCCUAACGCCUUUCACCAUUAAGAGGAAAGCGAUGGAGGAGCUGAGCGCUGACGAGAUUCGACGGAGGCGCCUGGCACGACUUGCUGGUGGACAGACCUCCCAACCAACUACCCCGCUUACAUCUCCCCAGAGGGAGAACCCUCCUGGGCCUCCGAUAGCAUCGUCAGCCCCAGGUCCCUCCCAGAGUCUUGGUCUCAAUGUCCACAACAUGACCCCAGCUACCUCCCCAAUAGGUGCAGCAGGAGUCACCCACCGGAGCCAGAGCAGCGAAGGAGUCAGUUCUCUCAGCAGCUCGCCUUCCAACAGCCUUGAGACGCAAUCUCAGUCCCUCUCGCGUUCUCAGAGCAUGGAUAUUGAUGGUGUCUCCUGUGAGAAAAGCAUGUCCCAGGUGGAUGUGGAUUCAGGAAUUGAAAAUAUGGAAGUGGAUGAAAACGACCGAAGAGAAAAAAGGAGCCUCAGUGACAAGGAGCCUUCUUCAGGCCCUGAAGUGUCUGAAGAGCAAGCCUUACAGCUGGUCUGUAAGAUUUUCCGUGUCUCUUGGAAGGACCGGGAUAGAGAUGUCAUCUUUCUUUCUUCUCUUUCUGCGCAGUUUAAACAAAACCCAAGAGAAGUGUUCUCCGAUUUUAAGGAUUUGAUUGGCCAGAUUUUAAUGGAAGUGCUGAUGAUGUCUACCCAGACCCGAGAUGAAAAUCCAUUUGCCAGUCUGACAGCCACAUCACAGCCCAUUGCUGCAGCAGCUCGGUCACCAGACAGAAACCUCAUGCUGAACACUGGCUCCAGUUCAGGAACGAGCCCCAUGUUCUGCACCUUGGGUUCCUUCAGUGCCAGCUCAUUGUCGAGCCUCUAUGAGACUAGCCCAGCUCCCUCUCCCAGUCUCUGGAGCUCUGCGCCAGUGCUGAGUCCAUCCUUUGCCUCACCUUCCCAUGCCGCCAACCAGACGGCUGUACCUUCAGCUUCCCUCAGCCCUCACAGCACUACUUCUGGAACUGCAGCCGGAAGCCAGUCCUCGUCCCCUCGUUACCGGCCCUAUACAGUCACGCACCCGUGGGGGUCUUCACCUUGCCCUACACCACGGUCAAUAGGCACCUCCGUUCUGUCUAGCUCCCCAGGCCUCCCUGCCCACUCCAGUAGCCCCCAAGCAGUACCUGCCAGCAAUUCCAGACAGAGGCCCAGCAGCAUGGGCCCAGCCUUGCCAACGGCCUCACCCAGUGCUGCGAGCAGACGUCCCUCCUCCCUGCGGAUCUCUCCUAGUUUGGGAGCCUCUGGUGGAGCCAGUAAUUGGGAUUCCUACAGUGACCAUUUCACCAUUGAGACCUGCAAGGAGACAGAGAUGCUGAACUACCUCAUCGAGUGUUUUGACCGAGUUGGAAUAGAGGAAAAAAAAGCACCAAAGAUGUGCAGCCAGCCAGCAGUCAGUCAGCUUCUGAGCAACAUCCGCUCACAGUGCAUAUCCCAUACUGCGUUAGUACUACAGGGUUCCCUAACACAGCCCAGGUCCAUGCAGCAGCCAUCCUUCCUUGUGCCGUACAUGCUGUGCAGGAAUCUCCCGUAUGGCUUCAUUCAAGAAUUGGUGAGGACCACUCACCAGGAUGAAGAAGUGUUCAAGCAGAUCUUUAUCCCCAUUUUACAAGGCCUGGCUCUUGCUGCCAAAGAGUGCUCCCUGGAUAGUGACUACUUCAAGUACCCCCUCAUGGCAUUAGGUGAGCUUUGUGAAACUAAGUUUGGGAAGACACACCCCGUGUGCAAUUUGGUUGCUUCUUUGCCCUUGUGGUUGCCGAAGUCCUUAAGCCCUGGCUCUGGGAGGGAACUGCAGAGACUCUCCUACCUGGGGCCCUUCUUUAGCUUCUCUGUCUUUGCAGAAGAUGACGCAAAAGUAGUUGAGAAAUAUUUCUCAGGGCCUGCCAUUACCCUAGAGAACACCCGUGUGGUUAGCCAAUCACUACAGCAUUACUUGGAGCUGGGAAGGCAAGAGCUUUUCAAGACUCUGCAUAGUGUUUUGUUGAACGGUGAAACCCGCGAGGCUGCUCUUGGUUACAUGGCAGCCGUCGUCAAUGCCAAUAUGAAGAAAGCGCAGAUGCAGACAGAUGAUAGAUUGGUAUCUACAGAUGGAUUUAUGCUGAAUUUCCUCUGGGUACUACAGCAGCUAAGUACAAAAAUCAAGUUAGAAACAGUUGAUCCCACAUAUCUAUUUCACCCAAAAUGUCGCAUUACUCUUCCCAAUGAUGAGACACGAGUGAAUGCAACGAUGGAGGAUGUUGGUGAAUGGCUGUCUGAACUAUAUGGAGAUCAGCCCCCAUUUUCUGAGCCAAAAUUCCCUACGGAAUGCUUCUUUCUCACGCUACAUGCGCACCAUCUCUCUAUUCUGCCUAGUUGCCGUCGCUACAUACGCAGACUCCGGGCCAUCCGGGAGCUCAAUAGAACGGUGGAAGAUUUGAAAAAUAAUGAAAGUCAGUGGAAAGAUUCCCCACUGGCAACUAGACACCGCGAGAUGCUGAAACGCUGUAAAACUCAACUAAAGAAACUGGUACGGUGUAAGGCCUGUGCUGAUGCUGGCUUACUUGACGAGAGCUUCCUGAGAAGAUGUCUGAAUUUUUAUGGCCUUCUCAUUCAGCUGCUGCUCCGCAUCCUGGACCCUGCAUAUCCCGACAUAACACUGCCUUUAAAUUCAGAUGUUCCUAAGGUAUUUGCAGCAUUACCUGAAUUUUAUGUAGAAGAUGUUGCUGAAUUUUUAUUUUUUAUUGUACAAUACUCUCCUCAGGUGCUUUAUGAGCCCUGCACUCAGGACAUUGUGAUGUUCCUCGUUGUGAUGCUGUGCAACCAGAACUACAUCCGAAAUCCAUACCUAGUGGCCAAACUGGUAGAAGUCAUGUUUAUGACCAAUCCUUCGGUCCAACCACGGACCCAGAAGUUUUUUGAAAUGAUUGAGAACCAUCCUCUCUCUACAAAAUUGCUGGUACCUUCUCUCAUGAAGUUUUAUACAGAUGUUGAGCAUACCGGAGCCACCAGUGAGUUCUACGACAAGUUCACAAUUCGCUAUCACAUCAGCACCAUUUUUAAAAGCCUUUGGCAAAAUAUAGCUCAUCAUGGCACGUUUAUGGAAGAGUUCAAUUCCGGGAAGCAGUUUGUUCGCUACAUAAAUAUGCUGAUAAAUGACACAACGUUUUUGCUUGAUGAAAGUCUGGAGUCGCUGAAGCGGAUCCACGAAGUACAAGAGGAGAUGAAGAACAAGGAACAGUGGGACCAGCUGCCACGGGAUCAGCAGCAGGCCCGGCAGUCUCAGCUUGCUCAGGAUGAGCGUGUGUCACGCUCCUAUCUCGCCCUGGCGACCGAGACUGUGGACAUGUUCCAUAUCCUAACAAAGCAGGUCCAGAAGCCGUUUCUCAGGCCAGAACUCGGACCCCGAUUGGCAGCCAUGCUGAACUUUAAUCUUCAGCAGCUUUGUGGACCCAAGUGCCGUGACCUGAAAGUUGAAAACCCGGAGAAGUACGGCUUUGAACCAAAGAAGCUGUUGGACCAGCUAACGGAUAUUUACUUGCAGUUGGACUGUGCUCGGUUUGCUAAAGCCAUUGCUGAUGACCAGAGAUCCUACAGCAAGGAACUAUUUGAAGAAGUAAUUUCAAAGAUGCGGAAGGCAGGGAUCAAAUCCACAAUUGCCAUAGAGAAAUUUAAACUUCUCGCCGAGAAAGUGGAGGAGAUAGUGGCCAAGAACGCACGGGCAGAAAUCGACUACAGUGAUGCUCCAGAUGAGUUCAGAGACCCUCUGAUGGACACCCUGAUGACCGACCCUGUUCGGCUGCCUUCUGGUACUAUCAUGGACCGUUCCAUCAUCCUGCGGCACCUACUCAACUCCCCUACUGACCCCUUCAACCGCCAGACCCUGACCGAGAGCAUGCUGGAACCAGUGCCAGAGCUGAAGGAACAGAUCCAAGCGUGGAUGAGAGAGAAGCAGAACAGUGAUCACUAAGCCGUCCCACCAUCCUCCUCUGCUGGAAGCAGCCAGGCCAGCGAGGCAGACCACGGCAGUAGCUGCCACAUGAAGCUGCUGCUCAAUGUGGCCCGACACCGAGAGCCCACCUCAAGUGACCAAACAUGCAGAUGUGAAGGGCCUGAGUGAGAAGAGGAGCCCGGUUCCUGUACAUAUAUUUAAGUGACACGUGGUCAAAAGCUUGAGGGACGAGUUUUAUGAUUGCUUGCGUAGUAAAGCACGUCCUUCACCUGUCACAGUCAGGGGCUUUUGCAAUGACAGUCUUAGUGAUGACACGUGGGUCUGGGCAGCAUCCCUUCAUUUUUUGUUUUGUUUUGUUUUGUUUUGAAUCCAGUAUCCGUUGAUUUGAUUGUGGUUAGAGAACUCGGACAUUUUGCUGCUAAAGAAUCUCCCCUCCUGACCCUUCAUGCACUGCUGUGGAUUUUUUAAAAAGAAACAAAAGUACCCUUUUCCUGCCCUCCACACAUAUACUCCGUGAGAUUACCGUGCCUGCGACAAAGUGUUAAUCUUGGAUCGUAUUUUUAUAUCAUAUUCACAUAUUUGUUUUUUUAAUUGGUAUUAGACGACAUGAUUAAUAAAAAGGCAAGAUAUUUUCAGAAUUUGAAUUUCAGUUUUUUUCUUUUCUUUUGAAAUAUCCCUUUAAUAUUUUUUUUUUAAUUGUAAUGAAGAGAAUCCUGUUGCUCUGGUCCUUCCAACAAGCCCUGGGCGAGGAGCCUAAGGAACAGUGCAGCAGUGGAAUGGCUUAAGUAGAUCAGGAUGUCUGUGACUUACGGGUUUGAGUGGGAUGAGGGUUGAUUUUUUUUUUUCUUUUUUCAAUGCUAUGCGACAGUUCCAAACCUUUAUCAUUACCCUACGAGGGUAAAUCAGUUCCUCAAUACAGGGUUCAUUUGUGACCUUUGGGGUUUGGCCUUACCAAAGCAAAAAAGGGUGCAAGAAAUGUGGAAGUCUUGUCUGCUUGUUAACACACAGACAAACAGCCACACACGCACACAAGCAGAAGACGUUUUGUAUUACCGAUCCCUACUCAACAUACUUGAAUUCUUGAAUUUCCUUUGGGGUAAAAAAGGAUUUGAAACCAUAAAGUGUUUUGAAGAAAUGAAGUCUACAAAAACAUACUUUCUUUUCCUUUUUUCUCCCUCCACAGACAAUGUCCUCUGUUAAAUUCCUAACUACAAUAAAUGGUGAUACACAUUCAGAAA